Anastrepha obliqua is the source of this 1739-nucleotide messenger RNA. RefSeq names its product nuclear inhibitor of protein phosphatase 1 (gene NiPp1). Gene Ontology annotation, cellular component: nuclear speck. The transcript is spliced from 6 exons. Bases 402 to 1610 code for a protein of 402 amino acids. NCBI's taxonomy places the organism in Eukaryota, Metazoa, Arthropoda, Insecta, Diptera, Tephritidae. Gene Ontology annotation, molecular function: protein serine/threonine phosphatase inhibitor activity; protein binding; mRNA binding. The record is from RefSeq and is a predicted model, not a curated record.
GCGUGAUACAAAAUUGUUCUUCUUUAAAUAGUUGUCAGUUUCGCCACACUUGCCAUAUGGCAAAAGUAGAAAGUUGUAAAUUUUUGUACACCCCUGUAUGGCAUACGGCACAUACACAAUGCAUAUUCUAUUUUGAUGUCAGUCAAAUUCGUUGCCGCAACGGACGGAACGAACCCAUUGUGAUGGGCCCAUAUGUAGUGUGCCGUCAUUAAUGUGUUUAUACUAUAAUGUUAGCCAAAUUUGACAGCUCUGGCAGCGAAAGAGUUGAAAAGAGCCUAGUAAGAAAAUAAUAAACAACCGAGAAUUUUACACCCAUUCGGUUUGGUUAAAAAACUAAUAAUAGAAAAUAAGAAGUACUUUUAUUACUAUUGCUUGACUCUAAACAGGCUGAUCGUGUAGAUAUGGCCAAUAGUUAUGAUAUACCAAGCUGGGCUGGUAAACCACCUACCGGUUUGCAUUUGGAUGUUCUCAAAGAAGAUAAACUUGUGCAAAAACUGAUGGUGGAUGAAAAGCGAUGCUACCUCUUCGGACGCAAUAGUCAAAUGAAUGAUUUUUGUAUUGAUCACGCCUCCUGUUCGCGCGUACAUGCAGCCUUUGUGUACCACAAACACUUGAAUAUUGCCUAUUUGGUGGAUUUGGGCUCAACACAUGGUACGUUUAUUGGCACAUUACGCCUGGAGCCUCACAAGCCGACGCAGUUACAAAUAAAUAGCACCUUUCAUUUCGGAGCUUCUACGCGGCGUUACAUCCUUCGAGAACGCCCUUCGGCUGGUCAACGCAAUAGCAUUAUGGAGGAUUUACCCAUGAGUGAAACAAGUGACGGAGCGUUGCUUGGUUUGCCUGAAAGUCAAACCGAGCUGGAUAAUCUUACCGAAUACAAUACUGCACAUAACCGGCGUAUUUCGAUGCUGGGUAUUGCAGAUGACAAUUUGCGAAAGCAAAAUGCAGCAAAACAGAGUGGUCGAAAACGCCGGAAUGUCACUUUCAACGAUGAAGAAAUCAUAAUUAAUCCAGAAGACAUAGAUCCAACGGUCGGGCGUUUCCGAAAUCUGAUUCAAACAACCGUUGUACCGACGAAACGAGCUCGCUUUGACUCUGGUGGUCAAAUGGGCAUCCAAAAUUCGCCCAACAAUGGUACUAUAUUAUCAAAUGCUGCAUUAUCCUCGGCCAGCUCUAGCGGUCAUCAAAUGUUCCAGCAAAGUUUAGCUGAACUAAAACAACAUGUGGGAGCAGCACCCCUCUCACCUACUUCUCUUUAUCAAGGACUGCCAGCAUCCAUACAUGACACUCUUCCGAACUCCAGUUUAAAAUUCAACAAUAGCAACACAGAUUUCGAUAUCACCCCAAUUGCCAUGGGCACAAAAUUGGGUUUGUUGCUGCCCAACCCAGCCCCUGAUGUAACACCCAUCGUUACUGAAGCAUCGCCUAUUAAACCUUUAACAAUACAGGGCGCUGCGCAGAAGUUAGGGCAAGCCAAUGCAAACUUACGCUUCGAUCCACAUGCCGUUGGUGGCUCUGCUGCGUCAGAAAGUGGUGGACAUGGACCGCAAAAGAAAAAGUAUGCCAAAGAGGCAUGGCCUGGUCGGAAACCAAUGUUGGGACAGCUUUAAUAGAUAUACAUAUAUUGUAUGUACGCUUGAAUAGUAAACGUUUUUUGUUUAUGGAUUAUACGAAAUGAAAAGUAAAAGCCUGAAAUUAAAGAAAAAACGUUUUUCGUUUUUUGCCAUAUGUCCGUAAAC